This is a messenger RNA of Cervus elaphus (red deer), 4727 nucleotides long. RefSeq names its product zinc finger DHHC-type palmitoyltransferase 5 (gene ZDHHC5). The coding region runs from base 1469 to 3610 and encodes 713 amino acids. The record is from RefSeq and is a predicted model, not a curated record. Gene Ontology annotation, molecular function: palmitoyltransferase activity. The transcript is spliced from 12 exons. Lineage: Eukaryota; Metazoa; Chordata; Mammalia; Artiodactyla; Cervidae. Gene Ontology annotation, biological process: protein palmitoylation.
CGGCCGCCGACCGCGUCCUCUCUGUGUGGGCCGGCCCUGCCCCGAACGGCGACCCUCGGCGCCCUGGGCCCGGGAUGGGGACUGGGCGCCGCUCUCUCUCUGCGUCUCAACUCUCUCGCCCCGCUCUGCUGUCCCUUGUUCUGGCCCAAGCCUCAUCCUGUUACCUGUCCCCUCGCAUCCGCCCGCUUCCAUCCCUACCCCCACCAGCCCGGAGCUCCCUGCUUCCAGUACUUUGUACUUUUCACAAGUGGGAGCUCCACUGCGCUGGCCAUUAUUUUGCCUAUAGGAAUCCUGUGGGGCAGGAAGGUUGAAAGUGUUUCACCGACCUGGCCAAAUGGAGACGUCGAAAUGAGAAGUAAAAGUGACAAAGUUCUGGAAGGAGGUGAGGCAUCCUAACCCAGUUGAACUCUGUAUCCAGAAAGCCCAAGAUUAAAGAAGAUCAGAGACACUGACUAACCUGGAAACAGGGACCUCUUGGGAAUUUUGCUUUCAUCCACAGUGACCUUUCAAAAGUAUCAUCAAGUGGAAUUGCUUUUCUUCAUCUUAUUUUGCUAAUUGGGAAGAACAUGGCUUUGGGAAUUUUGUGUUUCCCUUCAGUUUUGCAUGAACUCUGCAGGAAAUGGAGCCCUUGAAGGGUUUGGGAGUAACAAGAAGAGACUGAAGACAGACAAGCUUGCGCUCGUACACUCUCUCGGGUCUGUUUUCCCUCCCCCUUCAAAGAAAAGGAUUUACAACUCAACCUUGUAACAGCUGCUGCCCAGCUUUAGCCAUCAAGAGAAAGUAAAUAAAAUUAAACCACCACUGCCAGACGACAAGCCCUGAAGUCAAGGUGUGGGAGUGGUGGCGUUGAGAAAACUGCCUGAGAGGGACGAGGAGCGCAGUGAAGCCGGUUUCUCUUUAAAGCUGGCAGGGGCCCCAGGCCCCUCCUUGGAUUGAACUAGAAAUACAGGCCCCCCGAGCGCCGCUCGCCUCUGGUGGGAGUGAGGUGGUCGUGGCGCUGCAGUGUCUCCUCCGAAGACAUUCUCCUCGCCAGAGGCGCCCUGUGCUCCCCCGUCCCCCCCUCUUCGCUUCGGAGGACCUGCCUCCCUCCAUGUGCCGUCCCCUGGCCUGUCCAGCUGCCCGUGUUCCCCACCUGCGGCCGUCUGCAUGUGUGCGGCCUCCUGUGUGUCCCCGGUUUUUAAACUGUACCGCUUGUGUUUCUUAAUCGCUCCUUCUGCCUUGUUCUGGGGAGGUGGUGGUUCGUCAUCUGGAGUCACCUUUCCCCCUCCCAUGUGCUUUCCUUCCUGGGAGAUCUCUUGACCUUUGGUUUUAUUUGGGAGGGGGAAGGGUGGUGAUUCUAAAUUUUCUGUGUCCCUGGUCUCCUUCGGUCCUCCUCUCCGUGGUCGCCCUCGUCCCGUUUUCUUGUCUGUUCUGCCUCUGUGUGGGCCUGUGCUAUGCGGCAGGGCAGAUCUCCCAGCAGAGCUCCAACAUGCCCGCAGAGUCUGCAAAGAGGUUCAAACCCAGCAAGUAUGUUCCCGUCUCAGCAGCCGCCAUCUUCUUAGUGGGAGCCACGACCCUCUUCUUUGCCUUUACCUGUCCGGGACUGAGCCUGUCCGUGUCGCCUGCGGUGCCCGUCUACAAUGCGGUGGUGUUUCUCUUUGUGCUGGCCAACUUCAGCAUGGCCACCUUCAUGGACCCAGGGAUCUUCCCUCGAGCUGAAGAGGAUGAAGACAAAGAAGAUGACUUCCGGGCGCCCCUUUACAAAACCGUGGAGAUCAAGGGCAUCCAGGUGCGCAUGAAGUGGUGUGCCACCUGCCGCUUCUACCGGCCUCCCCGCUGCUCCCACUGCAGCGUCUGCGACAACUGUGUGGAGGAGUUUGACCACCACUGCCCCUGGGUGAACAACUGCAUCGGACGCCGGAACUACCGUUACUUCUUCCUCUUCCUGCUCUCCCUGACGGCCCACAUCACGGGUGUGUUUGGCUUCGGCCUCCUCUAUGUCCUCUACCACCUGGAGGAGCUCUCCGGGGUCCGUACGGCCGUCACGAUGGCCGUGAUGUGUGUGGCUGGCUUGUUCUUCAUCCCGGUCGCUGGCCUCACGGGGUUCCACGUGGUGCUGGUGGCCAGGGGACGCACCACCAAUGAACAGGUUACGGGUAAGUUCCGGGGAGGUGUGAACCCCUUCACCAACGGCUGCUGUAACAACGUCAGCCGUGUGCUCUGCAGCUCCCCAGCGCCCAGGUAUUUGGGGAGACCAAAGAAAGAGAAGACAAUUGUCAUCAGACCACCCUUCCUUCGACCCGAAGUGUCAGAUGGCCAGAUAACCGUGAAGAUCAUGGACAAUGGCAUCCAGGGGGAGCUGAGGAGGACUAAGUCUAAAGGCAGCCUGGAGGUAACAGAAAGCCAGUCAGCAGAUGCGGAGCCGCCACCCCCGCCUAAGCCGGACCUGAGCCGUUACACGGGGCUACGGACACACCUCAGCCUGGCCACUAACGAGGAGAGCAGCCUGCUGGGGAAGGACAGCCCCCCCACGCCCACCAUGUACAAGUACCGGCCAGGCCACAGCAGCAGCGCGUCAGCCGCCAUGCCGCACUCGUCCAGCGCCAAGCUGAGUCGCGGGGACAGCCUCAAGGAGCCGACCUCCAUCGCAGAGAGCAGCCGCCAUCCCAGCUACCGCUCGGAGCCAAGCCUGGAGCCCGAGAGCUUCCGUUCGCCCACCUUCGGCAAAGGCUUCCCCUUUGACCCGCUGUCCAGCGGCUCGCGCUCCUCCAGCCUCAAGUCUGCCCAGGGCACGGGCUUUGAGAUGGGCCAGCUGCAGUCCAUCCGCUCCGAGGGCACAACCUCCACCUCUUAUAAGAGCCUGGCCAACCAGACACGAAACGGGAGCCUGUCCUAUGACAGCCUGCUCACGCCUUCUGACAGCCCUGAUUUCGAGUCCGUGCAGGCGGGCCCGGAGCCAGAGCCGCCUCUGGGCUACACGUCUCCCUUCCUGUCAGCCCGGCUGGCCCAGCAGCGGGAGGCCGAGCGGCACCCCCGCCUGGUGCCCAGCGGCCCAGCGCCCCGCGAGCCCUCGCCUGUCCGCUAUGACAACCUGUCACGCCACAUCGUGGCCUCGCUGCAGGAGCGCGAGAAGCUGCUGCGCCAGUCGCCGCCGCCCGGCCGCGAGGAGGAGCCGGGCCUGGGGGACUCGGGCGUCCAGUGCACACCCGGCUCAGGCCACGCGCCGCGCACCAGCUCCUCCUCCGACGACUCCAAGCGCUCGCCCCUGGGCAAGGCGCCGCUGGCACGGCCAGCGGCCCCCCGGUUCGGCAAGCCGGAUGGGCUGAGGGGCCGGGGCCUCGCGUCCCCUGAACCAGGCCCGCCCGCCCCCUACCUGGGCCGCUCCGUGUCUUACAGCAGCCAGAAAGCCCCCCCCGGGGUCCCCGAGACGGAGGAAGUGGCCCUGCAGCCGUUACUGACGCCCAAAGAUGAAGUACAGCUCAAGACCGCCUACAGCAAAUCCAACGGACAGCCCAAGAGCAUAGGCUCAGCCGCCCCCGGCCCGGGCCAGCCUCCUCUCAGCAGCCCCACGAGGGGCGGCGUCAAGAAGGUGUCGGGGGUGGGGGGCACCACCUACGAGAUCUCCGUGUGAGCCGGGCCGCCUCUGCACCUGCACCAAAGGGCCCCCGGGCCACCUCCCUCCUCCAGGGGCCCUCCCCUGCACGGACGUGUCAACGCCGAUUCCGAGAAGAGGAGGGGUGUUUCAUAGAGUGCAGGGGGGCUGGGGCCCCAAGACUGGGGUAGCAUCCCCCCUCCACCUUUCAAGACCCUGCCCCCCUCACCCCCUGGACCAGACUCAGUGGACAUUUGUGCAAUUGCUCGCCCUGGAGGGAACCAGAUCAUUUUUAAACCAGAAAUAAUUUUUUUUAUUAUUGUUACGGAUUCUAUUUUUUUCCUCUUCUGCGUUACCAGGUGUGUGUGUACAUAUAUAUAUAUAUAUAUAUAUAUAUUAUAAAUAUCAAAGAAAUUAUAUAUCUAUCCUGGGAUGGGAAGGUGAGGGAGGGAGAUGAGUCAGGGGCCCUUACUCUUCCUGCCCCUCAGACCAGCAGCAGGAGAGCAGACGCCACUGAAGUCUCCCUCUUCCCUGUGGUUCCUGCUCUGGGUCCCAGUUACCAUCUAGGGACACAGCACCCCGAGCUGUUGGUGCUGCGUGGUCAGGAAAGACAGCGGGGGAGAGUCGGGGUGGGGUCUCUCAGAGGAGGGCUGGGAGAGGAGAGUUGUUUUCCAGGCUCAGCGGCACUUAGUCUCCCCUGGGGAGGGCGCCUCAGCCCUGAGUGGUGGGGGGGGGGGGGGCGGUCAGGAGAAGGGCUUGGCAGAGCUCCAGCAACAAUAUUGGGGUGACCCCCCUUCUUGGGGGAGAGGGAGCAGAGCGGGCCUCUCCAGCGGGCCCCUCAAAGCCCUCCUCCCCCGUUCACACGGUUAACAUUUUUAAACCCAAGGCCGGGAAAGAAGAAUCCAAAAAGCAAUAUUUCUCAUCACAUGCCAAAAACGGGAUUAAGAGAAGGAGCAGCAGGCUGAGGCCCCUCCAGCUGUCCCUUGGGAGUCCCCCUCUGCCCACCUCUGUAUGGUGCUGGGUAGAUGGGAUACCUAGGUUCUCACCUUCAAAAAUAGGGGCAACCCCAGCCUCUAGACAGAGGCCCUUUUAUUUUUUAUUCUGAUUAGCCAUUUUAAACCAACAAGGAAUAAAAAGAAAUCCUGAUCUAACCAGC